Messenger RNA from Rhododendron vialii, 1722 nucleotides. RefSeq names its product ankyrin repeat-containing protein BDA1-like. Gene Ontology annotation, molecular function: protein binding. The transcript has 2 exons. The record is from RefSeq and is a predicted model, not a curated record. Lineage: Eukaryota; Viridiplantae; Streptophyta; Magnoliopsida; Ericales; Ericaceae. The coding region runs from base 119 to 1648 and encodes 509 amino acids.
ACCGCACUCCAUCUCGGCACCCCCCUUCACCGAAAAAAAAAAAACUUUCCUCCCCCUCAUUGCGCUUUAGCAUCACCUGUGUUCGGAACCAUAACAGUUUGAGCUCGACUGGGCGCAAAUGGCACGGAGAAUGAAGGCGGCUGCUGAAACAGGAGAUAUCAAUGGCUUGUACGAUUCAAUUAAGGAGGACCCUAAUGUUUUGGAUAGUAUAGAUGCUAUACCUUUCGUUGAUACUCCUCUACAUACAGCCGCCUCGGCAGGACAUACUGAUUUCGCUGUAGAAAUCUUGAGAUUGAAGCCAUCAUUUGGUAGGAAGCUGAACCCAGAAGGGCUAAGCUCCUUGCACCUGGCUUUGAUAAAUCACAAGUUUGAUACGGUAAAACGACUCAUAAAGUUGGACAAGGAGCUCAUACGGGUCAAAGGAAAGCAAGGGGAGACUCCUUUGCAUUUCAUUGCCAGAAAAGAAGACAUCAAUGCCGAUCAACAACAAAGAGUACUGGAUGAUCAUCACGUUAAUGCCGAUCAACAACAAAAUGUACUGGAUCAACAACAAAGAGAACUGGAUGAUCAUCGGGUUAAUACUUUGGCAGAUUUCCUAUUUGCUUGUCCGAAUUCAAUUGACGACCUGACAAAUCAAGAUGAGACUGCUCUGCAUAUCGCCGUGAAAACCAAGAAUAAAAGUGCUGUAGAAAUCAUAUUGGGACUUAUUCGUAGGAUUAACAAGAAAAGAUUGGUGGCCAACAAAGAUGACAAAGGGAACACUGCUUUGCAUUUAGCGGUGAAAAAUUCGCAGCUCGAGCUGGUGAAGUUAUUAGUUAAAGAGUCCUUUGCGGACAGAAACGCAAAGAAUUCAGAGACACAGACUGCACUGGACAUCGCUUUGCUACUUGAGCAGAGUGAUGAAGCCAGAUCGAUUGUGAAUACUUUACGCCGUGCAGGAGCUUUAGGAAGUUCAUCCUCUGCUACUAAUGACUAUAGUCUUGCUAAAUUUUUAAAUUCGCCUGCGGGAUGUUUCGAAGUAGUCUAUAAACUUAAGUUUUUUAUGGAUAGAGAAGUGCCAAUGGAGCUGGGUACUAUUGGACUGGUGGUAGCUGUGCUAAUUGCAACGGCGACCUUCACAGCUAUACUUAGCCCCCCUGGAGGGAUAGGCGGUGGCGGCAACGACCUUCUUUCAAAUGGCGGUAAUGUCAACGCCACAGUUUCAUCCACCAACAACCUAUUUGGUGCUAACACCAGUUUUAUUAACGCCACCUUAUCCAUUCCCACUGACAAUCCUGCAGAUACUUAUGGAUCUGCCUUCCUCUAUUUUUAUGUAUUGAACACAUGUGCCUUUGUUCUCUCGAUGGCGGUGAUAAUGUUUGUCCUCCCAAUAUCGAAUAACUUAUUUGCUCUACUGCAUGGCGCUCUUUUAUUUAUGAUGAUAGCCUAUGGGUGUUCAUUUCGCCUCAUAUCACCAUUUCAUGGUUACUCUGAGAUAUUUUUUAACGUAUCCUAUCUUUGUGCGAUUCUGGUUUAUUUCUGCAAUUUUAUGGCGAAUGCAAUUGGAGUUGUCGACAACAGGACGAGGAGUCGUAUCCUCUUCGCGUCAGAGCUUCAAAAGAAACGCCUUAUGAUGCUAAAACGUUUGUUGGACAAUAUGGAGGAGUGAUAUCGGUCCUAAACCAGAUGCGGGCGAUGCGGCAGUACUUUGCCCAACAUAACAUUGGCAAGUGUGAGAGCUAG